Messenger RNA from Solanum stenotomum, 714 nucleotides. RefSeq lists its product as uncharacterized. The coding region runs from base 1 to 714 and encodes 237 amino acids. NCBI's taxonomy places the organism in Eukaryota, Viridiplantae, Streptophyta, Magnoliopsida, Solanales, Solanaceae. The transcript has a single exon. The record is from RefSeq and is a predicted model, not a curated record.
AUGGUAUCAGACUUAAAUCCUGUGGUUCCAUCCACUUCCGUAACCCAAUCGAAUAACCUUGCACCGCAAAUCAUAGUCCAACAGGACAAUUCUGCUUUUCCCACUGGGAUAGUUCUUGACGAAACGAAUUAUCCUUUAUGGUCACAGCUAAUGGAGAUGCGUAUUGGAGCAAGAAACAAAGUUGGAUAUCUUACCAGCGAAUUGACCAAACCAUCAUCAACUAAUCCAACAUAUGGCACAUGGAUCAUCGAAAAUCACAAAGUUCGAAGUUGGCUUAUUGAUUCAAUGAGCCCGCAUCUGAUGCAAAGAUUUAUUCGCCUAGCAACCGCUCAAGAGAUAUGGGAAGGUGCUUCAAAAACAUUCUAUGAUGGAUCGGAUGAGACUCGCUUGUUUGAACUGAAUCAACAAUCUUUCACCGCCAAGCAGAAUAGUCGACCUUUGUCUACCUAUUAUAACGAACUCAUUGCAAUUUUUCAGGAAAUUGACCAUCGGACAGCUUCACAAGAGAGAUCAGUGGAAGGGAUUGUACAGUUACAUUCCGUAGUGGCUAGGCUUCGAGUUCACAUAUUUCUAAGUGGACUUGAUUUAGAAUUUGAUCAAGUUUGUGGUGAGAUUUUGCGAAAAGAUCCAAAAUUGGAUUUGGAAAGCUGUUAUGCGUAUGUAAGGAGAGAAGCACAACAAAGACAAAUCAUGGAAAGUUCUAGACCACCCUGA